Molecule: messenger RNA, 2805 nt
Organism: Orycteropus afer afer
Lineage: Eukaryota; Metazoa; Chordata; Mammalia; Tubulidentata; Orycteropodidae
Gene: PHAF1
Product: phagosome assembly factor 1
Biological process (GO): Golgi to plasma membrane protein transport
Cellular component (GO): synaptic vesicle membrane; trans-Golgi network; dendrite
Source: RefSeq, a predicted model, not a curated record
GUGGUGUUGGGUUGGUGCCGCCGCCUCCCGGAGAGAAGGAGAACAGAGCCGGUAGGGGUGGCGGGUCAGCCGCUGCUUUUGUUUUCUCAGCUCCGGUUCCGUCUGCGUUGCCGCAGGGAGGCCGCGGGCCCGGCGAACCGAGCCAAUGCUGGAUUUGGAGGUGGUGCCGGAGCGCUCUCUGGGGAACGAACAAUGGGAAUUCACGCUAGGAAUGCCUUUGGCUCAGGCGGUAGCCAUUCUUCAGAAGCACUGUCGCAUCAUCAAAAAUGUUCAGGUUCUCUACAGUGAACAGUCUCCUCUAAGCCAUGACCUCAUCCUUAACCUGACGCAGGAUGGGAUCAAACUACUGUUUGAUGCUUUUAAUCAGAGACUUAAGGUGAUUGAAGUAUAUGACUUGACUAAAGUAAAGUUAAAAUAUUGUGGAGUGCAUUUUAACUCACAGGCCAUUGCUCCCACCAUUGAGCAGAUUGACCAGUCUUUUGGUGCAACCCAUCCAGGAGUGUACAACUCCGCCGAGCAGCUCUUCCACCUCAACUUCAGAGGACUGUCUUUCUCUUUUCAGUUAGACUCAUGGACCGAAGCCCCCAAGUACGAGCCCAAUUUUGCCCACGGCCUAGCCUCUCUCCAGAUUCCCCAUGGAGCAACUGUGAAACGGAUGUACAUCUAUAGUGGAAACAGCCUACAGGAUACCAAGGCUCCUGUGAUGCCCCUGAGCUGUUUCCUGGGCAAUGUGUAUGCUGAGAGUGUAGAUGUUCUUCGGGAUGGCACUGGACCCUCGGGUUUACGACUUCGCCUACUUGCUGCAGGUUGUGGGCCCAGCCUCUUGGCAGAUGCCAAGAUGCGAGUAUUUGAACGUUCGGUGUAUUUCGGUGAUUCUUGCCAAGAUGUUCUUAGCGUGCUUGGCUCUCCACACAAGGUCUUUUACAAGUCAGAAGACAAGAUGAAAAUUCAUUCUCCUUCCCCUCAUAAGCAAGUUCCAUCUAAGUGCAAUGACUACUUUUUUAACUAUUUUACUCUCGGGGUGGAUAUCCUCUUUGAUGCAAAUACGCACAAAGUGAAGAAGUUUGUCUUACAUACCAAUUACCCUGGGCAUUAUAAUUUUAACAUUUACCACCGCUGUGAGUUCAAGAUCCCAUUAGCCAUAAAAAAAGAAAGCACAGAUGGUCAGACAGAAACAUGCACGACCUACAGCAAGUGGGACAACAUCCAGGAGCUCCUGGGCCACCCUGUGGAGAAGCCUGUAGUCCUGCACAGGUCAUCUUCCCCAAACAACACCAACCCAUUUGGCUCCACAUUCUGCUUUGGUCUUCAGCGGAUGAUCUUUGAGGUCAUGCAGAACAACCAUAUUGCCUCGGUGACCCUCUACGGCCCCCCCAGGCCUGGUGCCCACCUGAGAACCGCAGAGCUCUCCUAGGGACACCCUCACACAUGCCCCUGUGCCCUGUGGAACUGUGCACUGGAUCCCUGCUCAGUGGGCCUCAAUGUGCAACCCUGUGGGUUUUCUUGGCCACUCUGCUAGUGUUCAAGGGCUGUUGGGAUACUCUGGAAUGAGGCUUGAGCAUGGUGGUCUGCGGCAGGGUAAGGGCCCAGAUUAUUCCUCUGUCCGUCCUCAGCCUGCAGGCACCAACCAGCAGGGGACACAGACUUCAAAGAGAAGCACAAACUCUGAGCUUUGAUCCCUGGACUCAGGAGCUCUUGACUAACAGGAGGAGGCAGGCUCCGUCAGUCCUGCCCCUCACACAUUGGGAAAACUUGGGCUCAUGCUGUGGCUCAGGACAAGACAUGGAGAUGAGAACAAAGAGUCCUGCCUUGGACCACACAUUGCCACGUGACCCUUAAAGCAAGCAGGUAGCAUGUCUGUAGUACUUGGUUGUGACGUUUGCACUACAUCCACUUUAGUUAUUUGAGCUGGCUGGGGCCCAUCUGGCCCACCUGCCCUUCCUUGUCCCUUUCUUGCACGACUCUUUGCCAGGCCCAGUAGGCACACCGAAGUGGUUGAAACACAACUUUCUACCCUCCGGGAAUGUGCUCAGACCUGGUCCCCUCCCCUCUGAGAGCCAGCCUUCACAGUCGCCAGUGCCCCCUGCUCUGCCCAAACCGGCUGCGGGGCUGCAUGUUUCCAUUGCUUGCCUCUUUUGUUUGAUGCCAAAGUUUUUGCCAAAGACAUCUUCUUCCCUUGGUUGUGUUUUAGCAUUCUGUGAUGCACUGAGGGCUGGCUCCCUGGACAGUGAGUGGCCCCUGGCAAGGCCUGUUCUUGGCUCAAGGCCUCUGGGGGCUCGAAGAAGGCUGGGUCUGCUCUGUCUCUUCAUGGGUCUUGCUAAGGAAGGUAGCAUAUGUGCUUUAAAAAUAGUCAUCCUUUUGAAAAGAAUGAAGAAGAGAAAUGUAUAAUUUUAUCCCAUUUUUAAUAUUUUGGUCUAGCAACUUGUGAUACAUAGAUGACAAUUUUGUGAGUUUUUCAAAUGUGUGUACAUAUUUUUGUAAAUACGACUCUUUUGUAAUUAACUCAUGUACAGCCUCAUCCUGUAUAGUCUAAUGAUGAAUGUGCAGGGGACCUGCCCCAGGCGCCUGUGGUUCCUGGGCCAACAGCCAGGCUUGCGUGGCACUCCCAUGACUUUGUGACUGACGUGUCUUCCCAUGUGGACUGUGGCCUGGCCAGAGACACCCCCCCACCCCCCGCACAUCCCACUGUCAGGGGCAGCCAGGACUGUUCCAUCAACCUUCCUCAUCCCUGUCCGUACCUUUCUCAAAUAAAGCACCUAUGCCCUCAGCAGCUGCCCACCGUGUGCUGUUGCUAGGAUGUUUGUA